UACAUAAUUAAAAUAGUUUCUGAAAUGAUCUAGAACUCCUCGAAUAGUCAUAUUGUUAUCACUACUAUUCACUUUAUUAUUCUCACACUUUUGUCUUUUCCUCUAUUCUCUUUUAUAAGAAUUCUAACCUCACGCUUCGAAUUCAUCUUAUCAUAACAAAGACUGAUUCCUUCAUAUUAUCAUGAUCUUUCUUCUUCUUCUUACAUCCCAAACAGAGCUUAAUAUUGGUAGAUAAACAGAGUAUUAAGAAACAAAAAAAAAAAAGGGGAAAACAGAGGAGAAAAAAAAAUGUAUUCCGGGUCAUUUCUUUCUGGGUUUUAUUGUUGGGGAUGGGAAUUUUUAACUGCCCUUUUGCUUUUUAGUUGUUCUUCCUUUAUCUAAACCUUAAAAUUCAAUCUUUAUUGCUUGAAAAUUUUCUUUUUUUAGGUUAUUUUCGGGAUUUUAUUUGACAGAAACAGGGGAAAACAGAGUAAUUAUUAUAAUUUAAUACAAGUAAUUAAUUAGGUAUAACUGAAAUAAAAUUAAGGAAAGAAAAAAGGAGGAAAAAUGGGGCAAAGGUCAAGUCCAGCGCCAUUUUUGACGAAGACAUACGAGCUUGUGGAUGAUGAAAGUUCAGAUGAAAUGAUUUCAUGGGGUGAAAAUGGAAAUACUUUUGUGGUUUGGAAAGUUGCUGAAUUUGCUAAGGAUUUGCUACCUAAAUAUUUCAAGCACAAUAAUUUCUCUAGCUUUGUUCGCCAACUAAACACCUAUGGAUUCCGCAAGAUUGUGCCGGACAAAUGGGAAUUUUCUAAUGACAACUUCAAGAAAGAUGAAAAACACCUUCUCUCGAAGAUUCGACGACGGAAAACAACAUCUCCAGUGACCGGAAAACUAACCGCUAACGGUGGUUCUCAAUCCAUCUCCGGUGAUGAUAUGGGGUCCACAUCCACGUCAUCACCGGGGACGGUCGAGAUCGCGGAUUUAUCGGAUGAGAACGCCAAGUUAAGACGUCACAAUCAGAUGUUGAGUUCGGAGUUGGCCCAAACAAAGAAGCAAUAUGAAGAGUUGGUGGGCUUUCUUACGGUCCAUUUAAAUGUGUGCCCGGAUCAGAUAAACCAUAUACUAGAAAAGGGUAUGGUAGGAAAUGAAAAAUGUGGGACCCAUGAGAAAGGGUUAGUUGAUGAAAAUGGGUUUGAUUGUGGUAUUGAAAAUGAUGAUGAUGAUGAUAAAAAAGGUUUGAAAUUGUUUGGGGUUUGGUUAAAAAGAGUUGGUGAGAUUGAAAAUGGAAAGAAAAGAAGGUGUUAUGAUUUUCAAGGAGACAAUAAUUCUAAUUUGGGUCUAAAUGUGGGCCAAUGUCCAAAUAAAUUCAUGAAGAUCCGUUAAGAGGAUCCGAUAUUGUAUUUGAACAAAGAUUAAGUGCUUGCUACUAGUUAUACUUUGUAUUCCCUCAGUCCCUAUGAAAUAUCAUUAUCUGACCAAAAAAUUUGAGAAUUUUUUGAGUUAAAUGGUGAUAAUUUAGAGGGACAGAAGGAGUAUUAAUUCGUCAUGAGAUUUGGUUAUGAUUCAUUGGUUUAAAGAUGGUUAGUACAAGGAGAAAAGGUUCACGUAUCAGCUAGAUCUUUAUAUAUAUAUA
Messenger RNA from Amaranthus tricolor (Joseph's coat), 1612 nucleotides. RefSeq names its product heat shock factor protein HSF24-like. The record is from RefSeq and is a predicted model, not a curated record. Gene Ontology annotation, biological process: regulation of transcription by RNA polymerase II. Gene Ontology annotation, cellular component: nucleus. Gene Ontology annotation, molecular function: RNA polymerase II cis-regulatory region sequence-specific DNA binding; DNA-binding transcription factor activity. The transcript is spliced from 2 exons. The coding region runs from base 547 to 1362 and encodes 271 amino acids. Lineage: Eukaryota; Viridiplantae; Streptophyta; Magnoliopsida; Caryophyllales; Amaranthaceae.